Molecule: messenger RNA, 972 nt
Organism: Kluyveromyces lactis
Lineage: Eukaryota; Fungi; Ascomycota; Saccharomycetes; Saccharomycetales; Saccharomycetaceae
Gene: CTK2
Product: Ctk2p
Exons: 1
Coding region: 1-972 (323 amino acids)
Biological process (GO): regulation of transcription by RNA polymerase II; positive regulation of DNA-templated transcription, elongation
Cellular component (GO): cyclin/CDK positive transcription elongation factor complex; nucleus
Molecular function (GO): cyclin-dependent protein serine/threonine kinase activator activity
Source: RefSeq, a predicted model, not a curated record
AUGUCGAAUCAAAGUGACUUAAUUUUAUCCAGACCGUAUCUUACUAAAUCACAACUACAGAAAUCCCAGAAAUAUAACAUUCCUGAUCGCCGAACAUAUAACCAAAAGAGGAUAUUGGUGUUCAAAUAUUUAUGCCAAUUAUGUGUUCACCUCAAAUUACCAAGGAAAGUUUUGGAAGCGACAAUGUACUUUUAUCACAGAUAUCAUGCAUUCAAUAAAUUCGAGACCGAAAUGUGUUAUGAUGUUGGAACGAGUUGUUUAUUUUUAAGUUGUAAACAGGUUGAAACGUUUAAGAGAUUAGGGGAGGUGUGCAGUACGGCAUUAAAGAUUCGUAAUGUACCUCGUGUAACGCCGGAUAUGGUUGAUGCUUUUAAAAAGAGAGUGAUGCAAAUGGAGCUACGAGUAUUAGAAACUUGCUCCUUUGAUUACAGAGUCAACAACGAAGUGCACAUAGAUGAGUUUAUAGUCAAAAUUGGCCGUGAACUCUCAUUACCUUACAGCUGUUGUCGACUGGCAUGGCUUAUAGCCUUCGAUGUAUUAAAACUCGAAUUGCUCAUUACCGUCCCACCUCAUACCAUAGCAUUGGCGGUAUUGAAACUUGCAUGUGAACUACUUAAUGAAACAAAAUGGCCCAAUGUUCGAUAUAAUUUAUUUGAAACGGAUGCGGCUUCUUUUCAUGAAGCGUAUUUCGAUAUUCUAAAUUUUUAUAUCAAUGUCUUCGAUGCAUGUGAUUUAAAAGACCAUGAAACUGUCAAAUCUUUAAACCUAAAGAUUGAAACAUUCAUUGAAAUAAAAAAGACCGCUGGCCCUGAGCAGGGACUAAAGGUUGAUCCAAUAGCAUUAGAUAAAGACGAUUACGUGUCAAAGGAACGGAACUUUGCUGUGAAAGAAAGAAGAUAUGUUUUGAACCAGAACUCUCUUCAAGAAGAAUCGAUAUCUACCAAAAAAAGAUCUAUCAGUGAGGUUGAAUGA